ACAGGGUAUGAGACGAUUCUUGCAGGGAAGUUAGACCAAGUAAACCAUGGACAAGGCUGAUCGAAAAAAUCCUGCGGGAGAGACCUGAUAUCAAUAGAUCACGAACUCAGCGGGUGGACGAAAAUAAUUCAAGUGGAAAAAUAGGGACACGAAAGAAAAAAUUGCGGGUAGGGAAAUGGAAGAUUCCAGUGUGCUGCGGCGUCGGCAACCACGGCGCAGAGUGCGCGUGAGCGAGGAAAGUGACGGCGCCGGGAAGGGAGGAGAUACGAAUGCAUGGAUGGGUUACCCGCAAAGACUGCGACGGGCAGGAUUAGGGGAUCGGAAUGAGGAGGAGGAGGAG
Nannochloropsis gaditana CCMP526 is the source of this 340-nucleotide messenger RNA. RefSeq lists its product as uncharacterized. The transcript has 2 exons. The annotation marks the transcript as partial. The record is from RefSeq and is a predicted model, not a curated record.